This is a messenger RNA of Medioppia subpectinata, 1470 nucleotides long. The record is from the annotation of a GenBank genome assembly. Lineage: Eukaryota; Metazoa; Arthropoda; Arachnida; Sarcoptiformes; Oppiidae.
AUGGAAUCAAAGACUAGUCAACACCCGUCGGGACUUUCAGGUGAUCAUAACGACAAGAUCGAUAAAAACUUUUAUGCUGAUCAUUUUGAGUUAUUGGAAAAAAUCGGUCAGGGAGCGUUCGGUAUAGUAUAUAGAGUGAAACAUAAAUUUGAUCAAGAGGUGUACGCCAUUAAAAUUGUCAAUUUUCUAGAUAAUAACGAUUCAAAACAACACAUAUUAAACGAGGUAAAACAUUUAGCAAAAAUACGGUCUGAUUAUGUGGUUAAAUAUUAUAACACAUGGUAUGGAAACUGUAACCAUCUGUACAUUCAGAUGGAGUAUUGCCCGCAAACAUUACGGACAGUAUUGGCCGACAAAGGGCUGGUGUUUGGCAGACAAUCACCUGCGGAACCCAUGAAUGCGUACGAGUAUUAUAUAUCGUGCGAAAUAUUUCGGGAACUUUUAGAAUGUGUUCAAUAUUUACAUGAAUUAAAGCCGCAGAUAAUCCACAGAAACCUCACAUUAAAUAAUGUCCUAAUUUCAUAUAAUACAAGUGGUAAUGUUAAUAAUACAAACCCACGGUGUUUCAUUAAACUAGGUAGCUUUGCCUUUGCAAUAGAACAUGAUAAGCAUAUACACGAUAAGUCUAAUAAUACACAUACAACUAAUGUGGACACAAACCAAUACAUGGCACCAGAGGUUAAGAGAAUUAACUAUAAUCAUAAAUCAGAUAUCUAUAGCUUGGCUUUAAUCGGGGCUGAGAUAUUUGAUUUGGAACUAGAUUACAGGUUUAAAUUAAAUGACUACCCUAAAAAUCACGCGCUUAACAAGCAUGUUAUGUUUUUACAUCGGAUGCUACAGUCAAUGAUGUCAUACCCCGUAUGCAACGAUAGGCCUGAGUGUCGGCAAGUGCGACUCGUCAUCAUUUGGGAUACAUUUAGUGAAGAAAGCAAACAAAAAGUUUUGAAAGAAGUGAAAAGUUUGUCAAAAAUGGACACAAAUUUUGUGGUCAAAUAUUACAACUCAUGGCUAGAGUUCAAUCAUCUCUAUAUUCAGAUGGAUUUUUGUCCGCAAAGUCUCACAUCUCUUCUCAAAGACAAACCCAUAGUCUUCGGGAGACAACCAAAAGACCCGAUAAAUAGUGUGUUUGAAUAUUUCAUAUCAUGUGAAAUAUUCAAAGAGCUCUUAGAAUGUGUGCAAUAUUUACACGAAUCGAGUCCACAGGUUAUCCAUCGAGAUCUCAAACCCGACAACAUAUUGAUUGAUACAAACAUUAACUCCAAUUGGUUUAUAAAGUUGUGUGACUUUGGUUUGGCCACAGAUAACAACACCGACGGCCAAACUGUCGACCGAUAUAAACGCACGGCUGUCGGCACCCAUGGAUACGCUGCGCUCGAAGUAUUGUCUGGCAAACAAUAUAACCACAAAUCAGAUGUUUAUAGUCUUCACGCAAUCGGCGAAGAGUUGUUUGGCUUUGAUUUUCAGUCGUAA